Messenger RNA from Chiloscyllium plagiosum (whitespotted bambooshark), 3736 nucleotides. The record is from RefSeq and is a predicted model, not a curated record. NCBI's taxonomy places the organism in Eukaryota, Metazoa, Chordata, Chondrichthyes, Orectolobiformes, Hemiscylliidae.
AUUCCGAGGGCGCUGCCUGAUUGUGUCUCCCCAGGUUCUGUAUGAUGGUUCGGCGUGGCUACAGGGACCUGCCCUACCACAACUGGAUGCACGCCUUCUCUGUCACUCACUUCUGUUACCUCCUCUUCAAAAACCUAUCGCUGCCUGACUACCUCCAGGACAUGGAGAUUUUGGCUUUGUUUGUGUCAUGUAUGUGUCAUGACCUCGACCAUCGAGGGACCACAAACUCGUUCCAGGUGGCGUCGAAGUCUGUGUUGGCUGCACUGUACAGUUCUGAAGGAUCAGUCAUGGAGAGACAUCACUUUGCACAAGCCAUUGCCAUCUUGAAUUCCGAGGGGUGCAACAUCUAUGAAUACUUCUCUCGAAAGGAUUACCAGAGAAUGCUGGACAUGAUGCGUGACAUUAUUCUAGCAACUGACGUGGCCCAUCACCUACGUAUUUUCCCACAGCUGCAAGAAAUGGUUAAAGCUUACAACAAUUCCAACCCCAAGCAUCACUCGCUGUUGUUGUGCCUGCUGAUGACUGCCUGCGACCUCAAUGAUCAGACCAAAGGCUGGAAGACAACAACAAAGAUAGCGGAACUGAUAUAUAAAGAAUUCUUUUCACAAGGAGAUCUGGAAAAGGCAAUGGGGAACCAUCCUCUUGAGAUGAUGGACAGAGAAAAGGCCUAUGUUCCAGAACUUCAGAUUAGCUUCAUGGAACAUAUUGCCAUGCCAACGUACAAGCUCCUGAAUGACCUCAUGCCGAAGGCAGGAAUUCUGUACCAGAGCGUGAAGGCAAACCGAGACCAUUGGGUGAAAGUUGCUCCAAAAUUCACCACGACUGGGCUACCGAGUGACAACUCCCUGGACUUUUUAGAUGAGGAUAUGACAGAUGGACUAUCCUCAUCAUCCCCUUUGACAAUGACUGAGAGCAGCAGCCCUAACACCCCGGAACCCACAUCUGAACAAUGAUUAUUUUUAUUGCAGUUUAAAAGAACAGAAACAAAAUACAACAAAAAAAAUCAAGGAAGCGACUGACAACAGCAGAAAUUGGCAUCUUUUAAAUUUAUUUAUUUUUUAUAGGUCUGAAUAUUAACUGAGUGGUUACUUCUCAGCAUUUCUUUCUCACUCAUGUUUUUUUUCUCCUAAUGUUUGCACUUGACAGAAUCAAACAGUUGCAUUGAUAUAGCAUCCUUAAGGUAGUGUUUAAGUACCACCUUGCGAGAUUGUUCACUGGACUGUUAUCAGGCAGGUGUUGGCAUUGGUGUGCACCUCAUGAUAAAAAGUAGCUUUCACGUUUUGAAAGUAGAUGCACAGGGAGAUGGAGAGGUUGAAGGAAGGAAUUCCAAAACUUGGGAUGGGUGGGAGGCCGGCAAUGGAGCGAUGGGAAUGGGGCACAUUAGAAUUAGAGGAGUUUGGGUGGGGGGUGGGCGGGUGGUGUGAGGCCUGGGGGGCAUCGCAGAGGCUGGAGGGUGUUGGAGAGAAUCGAUAGCACGAGGGAGGUGAAGCCAUGGAUGGAUGUGAAAACCUCAGGAUUCGACCUCAAGCUGAUGGCAAUGGGUGACUGCAGUGCUAGUUCAGCCAGGAGGUGGCAGCUCAGUUGAACGGAGGCUGGGAGGCAGGCCAGGAAAACAUUUGGAAAACACUCAGGUCAGAAUGUCGCCCAAACACUAACCCCCUGACACCUCAGCACCCCCAUCACCCCCCACCUCCUGUCACCAUCAUCACCACUCAACCAGCCACCUCCCUCCCUCCUCUGUCACACCCUGAGGUCUCAGCUGAUAAUUCAACUCCAAUGUAGGAAUGCAGUCACGGUUAGUCUGGGAGCAGUGGGGGGGCAACAAUGUGUGUUCUGCUUCUACCCCACAAAUGGGCAGCAUGGUUGACGUUGAUGGGGGGUGAAAGUGUAUCUGAACUCUUUGGUUCUUAGUCCCACUCAAGAACCCACAGUUGGACACUCCAUUAAAUGUUGGUGCCCCAUUCCAACCAAGGACAGUGAGAACAAGGGUGGUCAGUGCCACACCCACAAUUAUACGCAUUAAAAACUCAUUACCCAAUCGCCACCAGCAUCCAAAGUUGCAAAUUCAUAGCAGCAACAGAGGCCAAUCAACCCAUCGUCUUUGUGCUGGUCACAGAGGCAAUAUCCGGGUGAAUUCCAGUUCCUGUUUUUCAUAUGGUUUUCCCCUUCACACAUGCUUUUAAUCUCCCCCGUCACCGUCUCAGUGAGUUCCACACCCACACAGCUUCCAUUUAACACACCCCGAUCUAAUUCUAACAACUAUUUUAUGUAGAUCUGUCCUACUGAGCUCUCUGCUGAAGAGAAUUGGACCAUCCGAAUCACUCAAUCUUGUCCCUGUGUAAUUUUAUACAUUGAAGAUAGAUCUCCAUUCAGCCUCCCCUCUGUUUCCAUGGAAACCAUCCCAUGCCUGUGCAGUCUUUCCUCAUCAUUGGAACUCCCCAUGCUCCUGACAAAAAGCUGGUAAACUUCCUUUCUCAUGCAAUCUCAUUCUUCCUGUAAAGUGCUGGUCAGAGAUGUAUGUAGUCCUCCAGCUGUGAUCUGAUUAAAGUUUUUGCCACAAUGUCCCUGCUAUUUUUUUCUCGGCCUCAGCCAAUCGCACACAGCUCCUUAGUCACCUGAUCUACUUGGCCUGUGGGUCUGUGGAUGUGCAUUCCUAAUUUCCUUUCCAAUUUUGUGUUAUCCCACACAAACCUUUCUUUUUGGUAAUCCUUCUCUGCACACUCCUGAACACACCCAGCAUUCCAGACUUGGAAGUCCCUCCCUUUCUCUUUAUGAGCACGUAAUGGUCCCAUUACCCCCUCGAAUAGCUGGAGGUGACACUGCUUCACCUCCAAGUAGCCGCUCUGAGUCCACGUUUGCUAAAUGACGUCCUCAUUUUGAUAAAAUUGGCCUUUCCCACGUGAGAUUUUUUUCCUUGUGCUCUCUCUUUGGCCUUCCUGUGAUUACUUGGAACCUGAGUUGAGAUCACUAUGACCAGUCCAUCUCUUGUUUGCCUUAUGGCAUAUUUGAAAGGAAAACUGCUCCUGAGUGAAUGUAAAGAAUUCUACAUCAUUUAUAGAACUGAUUUCAGUUCAUAUUCCAGUGGUUGAAUUGGCCAGCUACUAACUGUCAUUUAUUGUUUCUUUGUUCAAUCAAUAUGACUUGCUAUGAAGCUCAGACCAUCAUUCCACAUGGCUGGAAUUGAUUCUUGGACCAUUGUUUUAAAUACCCUGUUCACUCCAUGGUGCACCCUCGAGCUUUAUCUCCCUCUCCAUCACUUCCAUCCAGGCAGGCUUAUAGAAUGAGGGUCUCAUAUGGAUGCAAAAGAGAGACUGGGACUUGCCUCCACACUGUACAGAUAGCUUGAUCAAACACACUGCUGACAAAUCGAAACACGCAGAGAGAGAACUGACGAAAAGGAAGCUUCACUCAGCAUCUAACCCGGUGCUGUCCCUGUCCUGGGAGUGUUUGAUAGGGACAGUGCAGAGGUAGCUUUACUCUGUAUCUAACCCUGUACUGGGAGUGGUGGAUAGGGGACAGCACAGAGGGAGGUUUACUCUGUAUCUGACCCCAUGCUGUCCCUGUCCUGGGAGUGUUUGAUGGGGACAGUGUAGAGAGAGCUUUAAUUUGUAUAAAACUUUGUGCCAUACCUGUCCUGGAACUGUUUGAUGAGAAUUGUGCACAGGAAGUUAAAAAUCACAUAACACCAGGUUAUAGUCCAACAGGUUUAUUUGUAAGAGACAAAUGUCGAUUCUCC